Messenger RNA from Sparassis crispa, 1179 nucleotides. RefSeq lists its product as hypothetical. The record is from RefSeq and is a predicted model, not a curated record. Lineage: Eukaryota; Fungi; Basidiomycota; Agaricomycetes; Polyporales; Sparassidaceae. The transcript has 3 exons. The coding region runs from base 1 to 1179 and encodes 392 amino acids.
AUGUUCACCGUUCUUGGUGCACCGAUGUUCCGCGUUCCUGCUACUGUCGUUUUCGUUGCAGCACUGUGGGCGAGCUAUGCGUGUGCAGCUGCACUCCAUGGCCACCGUCCCGUGAAGGAUACCGUACCUUUUGACGGGCAGUACCUUGCGGCCAACUCCAGCAACACGCAAACGGAGUGGUGGUACAUCCAGGGAGUCUCUGAGCCUGUCGGAGACGAAUCACCGUCCAGCGUGGUAGUGGUCUUCUACCAAGGCAACGUCUUAUACACCGCUCCUGCCGGUAACAUGGAGCCUGAAUUCACUAUCAGUAUCAGCGGAUUCUUGUCGAACGGAACGACUUAUAAUGUCACUAUUCCAACGACCACCGGGACCAUCACUACUGACGGCCAAGCCGUUGACGGUACAUGGGGUACUGCCGGGAAAUUCUUCUUGAGCAGCGACUUAAACACCUUCACGGUCGAGUUGAACUCACCAGAGUAUGGAAUGUCUGGAUCCAUCGUCUUGACCUCCAGCGCGUCGCCCCACUAUGCCUGCAACGUCACCGAUGACCCCUACUUCGACACUGCUGUGCCCGCAGGAGUGUCGCUCAGUCCCACCGAAACGGCGCUGUUUACAGAGUUCGGCUGGGCCGUGACGAUCCCCGGCGGACAGGCCGUUGUGGACCUUCUCAUCGACGGCACGCCGCUGCAGUUCAUCGGGAACGGGUACCACGACCACAACUUCUCCCCCGCGGCCAUCUUUGGCUACGCCUCGCAGUGGCAGUGGCUCCAGGCGCAGGUCGGGCCGUACGUCCUCACCGGCGCGAUUAUGCAGGCGAUCAACUCGACGCUCAUCGCUAACACGGGCUACCUCGCGGAGUCUGGCGUGGUCGUGCAGAACCAGUGCAGCUUAGUGGGCUCGCGGAGGGUGGACUUCAACUCCGUCACGCCUUACGGCGCCAGUUUCGACAAUGUCACUGGCGCCGUCGUCCCGCAGGGCUUCCUGUUGGACUACACGCUGGAGGAUGGGGAGCAGUACAGUUUCAACCUGACUACCGUUGGAACAUUCCCAGACACACCCAUCUAUUACAGGUGGAUCGGGACUGCUACUGGUGGGAAGGUUGGCGGAGUGCAGUACACGGGGACAACCAUACACGAAUGGUUGGACCCCAGUUUGUCGUUGUAUACUCCAUCUCAGUAA